Molecule: messenger RNA, 1356 nt
Organism: Musa acuminata AAA Group (dessert banana)
Lineage: Eukaryota; Viridiplantae; Streptophyta; Magnoliopsida; Zingiberales; Musaceae
Exons: 4
Coding region: 17-547 (176 amino acids)
Source: RefSeq, a predicted model, not a curated record
AUUCGUGUAUUAUGGAAUGGAAAGUAGUUUGCAGCUGUCGCUCUUCGAGGUGUCUUUUGUAGAGAUUCCUUUUUCCUUUCCCACUUCGCGUCCAAGAUCUGGUGAUUUUGGAUCCCGGCGAGAUCUGCAACAAAUCUUCAAGGAAAAAUGGGAUCCAAUUUCGUGUCCAAGGAAGACCACCAUCACCAGGCUCCGUCGCGGCGGGGCGUUAGGAGGACCUGGUCCUCCAACUCGUCCACGUGCGGCCAGGGGGCCGCCGCUGUCCCCAAGUGCGUGUGUGCUCCAGCCACUCAUGCGGGCUCCUUUAAGUGCCGCCUCCACCGGGCGAGCUCCCACGGCCACUCGCCCCCCUCCCCCACCUCGAUCCGUCCGCCGCCGCCGUCCGCGAACUCCUCUCGCGCUCCCACCGUGGAAGCCCAGUGACUCGAACGAGGGCCAGAGCGAGGAAGAACUGUUAAAGAAGGGAAAUAUUUGGUUCACGAGCUGCUCCGAGAAACGAAAGAAAUGGUGUGAGUCUUUUACAUCUGGAGAUCGGAUGCAAGUUUAAUCUUCUUUUCCAAAUGCGAUCAACCACAGCAAAAGAAGGUUCAGAUGUUGAUAAACUUGUUCGUAUAUGUUAAAUUUCAGUGCUUUCAUUGAUGAAGAUGAUUGCCUUUAGAAUGUUUGCUGAAUUGCGCCUGUAGUGAUAGCAUGCAUUCUUUUUCUACUUUCCAACUCUGUUAACCUAGUGAUUCCUUGUAGUUUACUGUUCCAACAAGGUAGAUCCUGUUCUGGAUGAAUCCUGAGGUUUGAUAAUAUAUCCGAUGACUGCUACUUCUUUCCUUUUUCCUGCCAUAGCCGGCUUGAAGGACAUGCAUAUCCUGUACUACAAUUGUCCUUAUUUGGCACUUCCACACAAAAUGGAUCAGCAUGGGUACAAUUUCAAUUUGUCCAAAUGUGCUCUGAUGCAGCUAAUGAAGAAAUUUUUUAUCUGGUUAGUACUUCAAGUAUUGGUAGGAAGUUAUCACAUCAGAAGCUUAUGCAUGUGGGCCUUGUAUACUGCCGCCCUUCUUUAUCUUGUUCCAAAACUAUGGUGGCGUGACUUUUGGUUCACCAGUUGUGGACGUAAACAUAUGGAAAGUGCUGUUUGAUGAAAUGAAAGAAUAAGAAAGAUUUGACAGCCUAAAAAAAAGGUUUUUGACUUGUCAAAGUUUAGCUUGUUUUCUUCUACACUUCCAGAAACUGUGUGCUUUCAUCUGCCACCACUGGUGUUACUUUGCUUAAUUGUGAGACAUGUUCUUUUUGCAAUUUCUACAAUGUUCCAAAGUUCCCCCUCUGUAGGUAUUUUAAUGCAUAUCAGUUAAUUGUUAUGCUAGA